AUGCACCAGCAAAAUGGUGAUCGAAGCUGCAAAAACGAAGCCAUUGGCGGCGCACACUACGGCCCUGUCAUAGUGUACCUUAGCAAAGUCGACAACGCCGCCUCGGCCGAUGGCUCUUCGCCAUGGUUCAAGAUUUUCCAGGACGGCUGGUCCGCGAAAGCAGGUGCCGGUUCAGGUGACGACGACAACUGGGGCGUCAAAGACCUCAAUACCUGCUGCGGCAAGAUGAACAUCCCCAUUAGUAAGGACAUUGCCGACGGAGACUACCUCCUACGUGCCGAAGUGAUUGCGUUGCACGCGGCUAGUCCUUCUGGUGGGGCGCAACUGUACAUGACUUGCUACCAGAUCUCAGUCACGGGAGGUACGGGCACGGCAAAGCCUGCUACCUUCAGUUUUCCUGGCGCUUAUAAGGCUAGCGACCCGGGCAUUGGCGUCAACAUUCAUGCAAAGCUCUCAUCCUAUGUGGUUCCGGGUGGCGCCGUUGCCUCAAUCGGUACCACCAAGACAGCCGGGUCAGGAUGUAGUGGAUGCGAGUCGACGUGCGAUGCUACUAAGGGACCUGUUGGUACAGCUCUUCCUGUCACGCCUGUCGGAGGUGGAGGCGAAGGCACCUCGCCGGGAACUGGGAAUCCGCCGUCGUGUACUGUGCAGAAGUACGGCCAGUGUGGCGGUCAGGGAUGGACAGGAUGCACGACUUGCGCGUCUGGUUCAACUUGCCAGGGUGUUUCAGUGCCGUACUACUACCAGUGUGCCUGA
Molecule: messenger RNA, 756 nt
Organism: Colletotrichum spaethianum
Lineage: Eukaryota; Fungi; Ascomycota; Sordariomycetes; Glomerellales; Glomerellaceae
Product: putative endo-beta-1,4-glucanase D
Exons: 3
Coding region: 1-756 (251 amino acids)
Biological process (GO): carbohydrate metabolic process
Cellular component (GO): extracellular region
Molecular function (GO): cellulose binding
Source: RefSeq, a predicted model, not a curated record